AAAUAAUUGCAUCAAAUCCUCCACUUCUUUACAUAAACAGGAAAACCAGCGUACUUUUUUAUUGCUCUUUGCUGUUGGCUGCAGCCUUUUAACUUUGAUUUGAUUGCCUUUUUCUUUUCUUUUGAAGUCUUCAAAUUUUCGUCUCUAAGCUAACACAAAUAUAUAUGAACUCCAUGGUUUCCUCAGACAGAAAACUGGCUACUGCUGUCGGCGGAAAAUCCGCCAGAGCUUGUGAUAACUGUGUGAAAAAACGGGCCCGAUGGUAUUGUACUGCUGAUGAUGCAUUCUUGUGCCAAUCGUGUGAUUCAUCGGUUCACUCGGCGAACCCUUUGGCCCGUCGGCACGAAAGGGUUCGAUUGAAAACGGCAUCAACCAAGUCUUCUGACGAUGAAUCCCGAUCAGGGCUUCAAGUUUCCGUACCCUCGUGGCAUCAGGGUUUCACCCGAAAAGCCCGAACCCCGAGGCAGAAAAAACAUAACAGGCUUAGUUCUGAUGAGCUCGUCAGCGGAAUCAGUAAUCCUCUCCACCUCGUUCCUGAGGUUUGCAGCGAAGACAAUUCCCACGAGGAAAACGAGGAGCAGCUUCUUUAUCGGGUCCCGAUAUUCGAUCCAUCUGUUGCAGAAUUACGCAAUUCCGCGAAUUCAAGCGAAGCUGCCAACAGUAUUCAGAAUGGUGGAGAAACUACGCAUGUUUCCGGGCCUGAACUAAAACCUGCACUCAAUGAUUUUAGCCAAGAAAUGAGUCAUUUACAAGGAUUUCUUCCAUCUGAAAUGGAUCUUGCUGAAUUUGCAGCAGAUGUUGAGAGCUUACUGGGCAAAGGGCUGGAAAACGAAUCCUUUGAUAUGGAAGGACUCGGACUUUUGGAUUGUGAUGGAAAAGUGAAAGAAUCAAGGGAGUGUUCUUUGGGAAGUGGAAGAGUAAAAGUUGAAGAUGAGGAGAUUGGAGAAGUGGCCAAUCAUCGAAUUGAUGCGGAAUUUAUUGAUAUGGGAAGCGAAACUUUUGAGCUGAAUUUCGAUUAUGAUUCUCCAAUUACGGGUGAAGAAGAAUAUAUAAAAGCAGAAAAUGUGGAGCCGAUUACGCCCAACAAUUUUGAUCAAGAUUCCAACAAAGUGCAUGAUUCCAAGAGGAUUUUUCUGAGGCUUGACUAUGAAGGUGUCUUGUCAGCUUGGGAUGACCAGAAGUCCCCCUGGACAACCGGAGAACGCCCCGAUUUGGAUUCGGCUGGAUGCUGGCCUGAUUGCAUGGGCACAUGCGGAACAGUGCAUGUAUAUGGAGAGAUGGGAAUGAUGAUUGGACAUGCGGUGGCAGUGGGCGAUGGAGGGAGAGAAGCAAGAGUGUCGAGGUACAGGGAGAAGCGGCGGACGAGGUUGUUUUCCAAGAAAAUCAGGUACGAAGUUCGGAAAUUGAAUGCUGAGAAAAGGCCCCGGAUGAAAGGGAGGUUUGUUAAGAGAGCAAAUCUAGUUGCACCUGCUUUCAGUUUGCUCAAUAAAUAGGAACCUAACUGUCAACUGCCUGCCAAUGAUCUUAACUACACUGUUCACUGGCUUAUGCUUCUCCUUUCUCAAGGAGUCUGUAUAAAUUAAUGCAAUAAACUAUAUGACGAUUUUGUAUGUUCA
This is a messenger RNA of Sesamum indicum (sesame), 1616 nucleotides long. RefSeq names its product zinc finger protein CONSTANS-LIKE 16. Gene Ontology annotation, biological process: regulation of DNA-templated transcription. The record is from RefSeq and is a predicted model, not a curated record. NCBI's taxonomy places the organism in Eukaryota, Viridiplantae, Streptophyta, Magnoliopsida, Lamiales, Pedaliaceae. Gene Ontology annotation, cellular component: nucleus. Gene Ontology annotation, molecular function: protein binding; zinc ion binding.